AACACUAGGCUGGUGUCUGGAAUUUUUCUGUGGCAUGCAAGUAUUCUUUAAGCAAAUGUACAUAUCUGUGAUAUUCGUUAAAUCAUUCUAUUAAUAUUAUUAUGAUUUUCAGUUUUACCAGAUUUUCCCGGUUUAAAAAAAGAGAACGAGUUACGCUGCCUGUUCUCUGAGUUCGCACAAUUUUACCCAUAAAUGUCUUUGUUAUCAAACGAUGUUUUAAUUACAAGUGGAUUAAAUUGAAUCUCAAUAAGGAAACAGGUAACCAAUCAGUAAAACCCCCUAAAACUCUCUCUCUCUCUCUCUGGACGCUAUAAGAACCUUCCCCAUCCCCUGUGAUCUAUGCACGACCUACGAACUAUCACAAAAAAAAUCUUCAUACGUCACUGAAGGUGGUUCAUAAUAUGUGCCAAUACCUAUAAAGCCCGAGCGAGAGAGAUGCAUUGAAGACACACAGCACAACCCAGAGAGACAGACUCUGGAAGAUUCAAGAGCUCACUGCAUGUCAUCGGUAUGGUUUUACACUUGUGCUUAGAUAUCCAAGGAGCGCGUAAAGGGUCCCUUUAUUGUAUUGCGCAACUUUUGGAGGCGCUCCAUCAAGAAACCAUCACGGAAAAAAACAGGAACGUGGAUUUCCCCCUUCGUUUUGGCAUUGAUCUUCGUUAAAGAUGUUCGGGCACGAUUUUUGCCUUGUGUCUACGGUGCUGACGGUUCUGGGUGCCGUCCUACCCACGCUGCUGUUGCUGGUGGUGUCGCGGCUGCUGUGGGAGUUCAGGUGGAGCAUCCAUCGGGAUCGGGCAUGUAAACUUCCACUGCCGCAGGGCUCCAUGGGAUGGCCGCUGGUCGGAGAAUCUUUCCACUGGCUUUUCCAGGGGUCCAGUUUUCAUAUCUCCAGACGUGAGAAACAUGGAAAUGUCUUUAAAACUCAUCUUUUGGGAAAACCUGUUAUCCGGGUGACCGGGGCAGAAAACAUUCGUAAGAUUCUGUUGGGUGAGCACACGCUCGUGUGCACGCAGUGGCCUCAGAGCACGCGCAUCAUCCUCGGGCCACACACUCUGGUAAACUCGGUUGGAGACUUACACAAGAGAAAAAGAAAAAUCCUUGCAAAAGUGUUUAGCCGCGGAGCGCUCGAGACGUAUCUGACGCGGCUUCAAGAUGUUGUAAAGUCUGAAAUUGCUAAGUGGUGCGCUGAAACCGACUCUGUGGAUGUUUAUGCCGCUUCCAAGUUGCUCACCUUCCGCAUCGCAGUGCGGGUCCUGCUCGGCCUGCGCCUGGAUGAGCAGCGCAUUCUCUCUCUCUCGAAAACCUUCGAACAACUCAUGAACAACCUCUUCUCUCUGCCUAUUGACAACCCCGUAAGCGGCCUGCGCAAGGGAAUCAGGGCCCGUGAGAUCCUACAUUCUGCUAUGGAGAAGAUCAUAGAGGAGAAACUGCAAAAGCAGCAAGCCAGCGAUUACUGUGAUGCUUUCGACUAUAUCCUAAGUAGUGCACGAGAGAACGACUACGAUUUCACAAUGCAAGAACUUAAGGAAACAGCGGUGGAGUUAAUCUUCGCUGCGCACUCCACCACAGCCAGCGCAUCAACAUCCCUCAUCCUGCAGCUGUUGCGCCAUCCUGAAGUGAGCGAGCGCGCCAGAGUCGAGCUGGAGAGCGAGGGCUUGGUCGGUGAAUCCCACAGCCACUGCCGCUCUCGUUGCUAUGGGAAUGCCAUCAAUGAGGAAAGCGAUGCUGCUGAGAGGAAAUCAACGAUGAAUAAAACAACGUGCUGUGAAACUGCCGAAAAGGAAGAGGGGCGUCGCUCUCGAGUUCACGUACCUUAUCUAAGUUUGGAGAAACUGAGUAAGCUUUCUUACCUGGACUGUGUGGUCAAAGAGGUCAUCCGGUUUCUUCCCCCGGUGUCUGGAGGAUACAGGACGGUGCUCCAAACAUUUGAAUUGAAUGGUUAUCAGAUCCCGAAAGGGUGGAGCGUCAUGUACAGUAUCCGUGACACGCACGAGACCGCCGAAGCCUAUCAGAACCCGGAGCUGUUUGACCCGGAUCGCUUCGGUGCGGAUCGGGAUGAGAUCAAAAACGAGCGUUUCAGUUACGUGCCUUUCGGGGGCGGAGUGAGGAGCUGCAUCGGGCGGGAACUCGCUUUGAUUGUGUUGAAAACUCUGGCAGUGGAGUUGCUCGUCACGGCGGAGUGGAGUCUGGCGACAAAGACAUAUCCCAGAAUGCAGACCGUGCCGGUCGUGCACCCGGUCAAUGGACUGCACGUGUUUUUUAACAACAGAAAUCACAGCGUCGAGAGAAAUAGGAGGGAAUCCACUCAUAUAUAAGCAAAAUCUAUAAUUAGACUCUGUACUGUUUCAUGCUCGAUAAAGAAAAACACGUGCUAAUCCAAUAGAAUGGAGUGGAGUAAAAUGACGGACAUUGACAUAACAGUCAUUAGAUAACAGGCCCUACUGGGAAUCAUGAACUCCUGUCUUGAGGCAUUUGCCAUGUUUAGUGAAAGUUUGGAGAGGGGUAAAUAUGCAUGAAAGUUACUUUAGAAUGGUUGCAAAAUGUAUACAAACACGAGCCAUGUUGACGAGGGCAUCACAUCAUAUAGAUUUUGAUAGGAUGUUUUUUUUUAAUACAUUUUAUUCUGUUAUCUCAGACUUAUGAUAUAUAAACCUGUUUUGUGAAAUGAAGUAGAAACAUGAAUAAGCUCUAUCUAUUUAUAAAUAUUGUUAUUUUUUUCUCAUAAUAGCUACUAAAUAUGAAACAAAUAUGCCACUUUUCUUUAGUUUAUAUGCCACUACUAUUGCAGUUGUAGUUUUAGCUAGCUGUUCAUACUGUCUUUGGCUUUUGUACUCUAGUACUUACAGAAGAUAUUGAUUUAAUAAAUAGGCUACUAAUGGAUAGUUUGUGUUUAUGAUGAAUGUAAACUGUGAAAAAUGACCCUUGCGCUGUGAAAUGGGGGAUUGGUUUAAAUACAGGGAAGGAGAAAACAAGCAGCACUUUUUCUCCAAAAUAGGAGCAUGUGUGUGUUCUUGUCUUGUCAAUACUUGUGUGUAAUUUGAAGUUUCUGUUCUCAUGCUUGUCUUGAGGAGUAGAUGCUAAGUAUUUGUGUUCAUUUAAUAUCUUCUACUAUAUCUAUUUUAAAAUGUGCAUUUGUAGUUCUGUUAAUGUUUAAGAUAUCUGUUAAAUAAAGAUAUUUGAUGU
Messenger RNA from Triplophysa rosa, 3183 nucleotides. RefSeq names its product cytochrome P450 26B1 (gene cyp26c1). Bases 666 to 2315 code for a protein of 549 amino acids. Gene Ontology annotation, biological process: sterol metabolic process. Gene Ontology annotation, molecular function: oxidoreductase activity, acting on paired donors, with incorporation or reduction of molecular oxygen; monooxygenase activity; iron ion binding. The record is from RefSeq and is a predicted model, not a curated record. The transcript has 7 exons. Lineage: Eukaryota; Metazoa; Chordata; Actinopteri; Cypriniformes; Nemacheilidae.